Molecule: messenger RNA, 4198 nt
Organism: Magnolia sinica
Lineage: Eukaryota; Viridiplantae; Streptophyta; Magnoliopsida; Magnoliales; Magnoliaceae
Product: protein NLP5-like
Exons: 5
Coding region: 681-3587 (968 amino acids)
Molecular function (GO): DNA-binding transcription factor activity; protein binding
Source: RefSeq, a predicted model, not a curated record
UCUCAUUUUUGAGUACAAAGAUUCUUUCGUUGUACAAUCAUCCAUCCAAAGGAUCUCAAGAUGGGACUGAAAAUCUUAAAACAUGGACCAACAAACCCACUCCAUUUGAAACAUUUGGGUGCUCUGUCUCUUCCCCCAUUCCGUAGUCUUGUCUUGCCUUUGGAAUUCUCCCUCAACAAUAAAACAGUAGGAAAGCCUCUUCUCCACUACAGCUGACUUCUUUUGGCUGGCCUAGCCUAGGAGAGGCUUUGAUGGUUGGCAAGCCCAAGGCCUGGUGGGGUCCUUAGAGAGAGAGGGCUGGCAGUCCCAAGGCCUGGUGGGGUCCUUAGAGAGAGAGAGAGAGAGAGAGAGAGAGGUAAUUAUCAAAGAGCUUUUGCUGGGGGUCCUUCGGUUAUUCUCCCUCUUUUUUGGAGGACAUGGAUUGAAUGGUAGAGAGAGUGUGUAGGUGUUGUUUCAUUUAUAAAAGGCAGAAAUGGGUUGUUGAGGAAAAGAUGAUAAAACCCAUCAGAAUCAACAAGAUUCUUCACAAACUCAGGAAGAGUUGGGUUCAAAAUCCGAAGGGAAAAAAUUAGGUCUUCGAAGCAUCUAAUGGAAGCCACUGAAUUCCUUCUUUUGUAGUAUCUGCAACUGGGGUUGGAUGCAUUAGUGUUGAUUCUAUGGAGAAAUGAAGAAAACCCGUUAUGGGGGAUGCAGUUUUUCCUUGCGGUACCAUGUCGGGUCCUCUCUCAGAUGCCACCAUGGAUCUCGAUCUCAUGGAUGAUCUCUUGUUAGGCGGAUGUUGGUUGGAGACAACUGACUGCUCGGAUUUCUUUCAACAUAGUGGUCCGACUUCCGCUACCCUCCUCAAUUCGCUGUAUUUCUUGCCUUCUUCUGACAUUAACAAUAGCAGUUCAAAUCUAAAUCUGCUGCAAAAUAUUGAUCAGGAUGGCACACAAGGAUCAGUUCUUGCUGAUAAUCCACUUUCUACCGAAACCCAAAUAGAAAAUCUCGUUCCGACUCAGUCUCAUAAGGGAAACAUGACAGAAACCACUGAGGACUCAGGCCUGUUGGAUUCUUUUCCAGGUGAAGGAGAUAGGAAUUUGGAUGAAUUUGUGAUGAUCAAUGCGGGCUCUGAACUGAGCAGAAGGUUGUGGAUUCAGCCAAGUUCAGAUGCAGGCCCUGCUUCUUCUGUGAAAGAGAGAUUAAUACAAGCACUUAGUUACAUUUGGGAGUCAACGAAAGACAGUGAUGUACUCAUUCAGAUAUGGGUGCCGAUAAAGAGCGGAGGCCGAAAUGUCCUUACAACAUACUGUCAACCGUUCUCACUCAACCCCAGUUGUCAGAGGCUUGUGAAUUAUCGGACAGUAUCGAUGAGCUACCAGUUCCCUGCCGAGGAGGAUUCAAAUGAAGCGGUUGGGUUGCCUGGUCGAGUCUUUCUUGGGAAGUUACCCGAGUGGACGCCGGAUGUUCGCUAUUUCAGCAUUGAUGAAUACCCACGCGUUGAUCAUGCUCAGCGGUUCGACGUUCGUGGUACUCUUGCACUUCCUGUUUUCGAACGAGGAAGUCAGGCUUGCUUGGGUGUUAUGGAGGUUGUGAUGACAACCCAAAAGACCCAUUACCGUCCUGAACUAGAAAAUAUAUGCAAUGCUCUCCAGGCCGUUAAUCUUACGAGUUCUGAAGUUUUGAGCAUUCCCCGUCCAAAGGUGAGCAACAAUUCCUACCAAGUUGCAUUACCGGAGAUUUUAGAGGUUUUGAGAGCAGUCUGUGAGACACAUAGAUUGCCGUUAGCUCAGACAUGGGUCCCAUGCAUGCAACAAGGCAAGAAAGGCAGCUGGCAUUCGGAUGAAAACUAUGCUGAUUGCAUUUCCACCAUCGAAGCUGCUUGCCACAUGACUGACCCUUGUAUCUGGGGCUUUCAUGAGGCAUGCUCCGACCACCAACUGUUUAGGGGUCAAGGAGUGGCUGGGAAAGCAUUCACUACAAAUCAACCGUGUUUCUCGACCGACAUAACCACUUUCAGCAAGAUGGAAUACCCUCUCUCUCACUAUGCUAGGAUGUUUGGGUUGCGGGCUGCAGUUGCGAUUCGCCUGAGGAGUAUUUACACCGGAAUCGCUGACUAUGUCUUGGAGUUAUUCUUACCCGUCAAUUGUGUAGACAGCGAAGAACAGAAGGGGAUGCUUAAUUCAUUGUCGAUCACUAUACAACAAGUUUGCCGGAGUUUACGGGUCGUUACAGACAAGGAACUUGAGGAUGAAUCUAUUUUGCCCAUUAAUGAAGUAAUUCCUUCAGGUAGGAUGUCAUCAAAGCAUUUAAUCAAUGAGGAUGGAAGACUGAAUAGAAAACCUUCAAUUGAAGAAUCAUCUCGGACUGCCAAUUUCACACAGGCCCAACUGAAAGGCAAGAGCACCAUGGUUCCAACUUCUGUUCCGUUGGUAUUUCAAAAGCAGGAGUCUGAAGGAUUUAUGGUUGCAGCUCAUUGGGAUCAGGUAAUACCUGCUGGGAAACUAUUCUUGGAGUUCAAGCAGCAUCACCAAAAUUCGUCCAACGGUAAUGUCGACAGGGAUUCUUCUCUUGGCGAGCAUGACAUUUCGAAUGCUGGAAAAGCAACAGAAAAGAGACGAACAAGAACAGAGAAGGCUAUCAGCCUGCAAGUUCUUCGACAGUACUUUGCUGGGAGCCUUAAAGAUGCUGCGAAGAGUAUUGGAGUGUGCCCCACUACUUUGAAAAGGAUAUGCAGGCAACAUGGAAUCACUCGUUGGCCUUCUCGAAAGAUCAAGAAAGUCGGCCACUCUUUGAGGAAACUGCAAGUGGUGAUCAACUCGGUCCAGGGUGCCAAUGGAGCUAUCCAAAUCAGUUCCCUGUAUGCUAAUUUCCCACAAGCUUAUGGGUCUGAUUUGACUUCACCACAUGCAUCAGGAAGUAGUACAUUUUCCAAACUAAAGCAAGCUAAUCAUCAGAAAUCCUCAAACACAUCACAACCCGAAGUCAUAUUCAGCACCUGUGCUGCUCCAGAGAAAUCACCAUCAUCAUCAUGCAGUCAGAGCUCCAGCUCAGGUCUCUGUUGUUCUACUAUGGCACAGCAUCACUCUCAUGUGGCCCACCUUGUAGUUAGUGAAGAUGCUUCCAUGACAGAAAGCCAAAGUAUUCUCCUGAAGAAGGCCUACAGUGAAGCUGAGCUGCAUGAGUUGGGUAAAGAGGAACCAAGACCUCUGGCUCGGUCCCACAGUCACAAGUCCCUUAUUGAUCAUACGUCUCUGAAAAAACUCUCUCCUUUGUCUAAAAGCAGCCGUGUGCCUCAAGACAGCAAUUUACUCAGACUGAAAGUCACAUUCGGGGAAGAGAAGGUCAGGUUCAGCAUGCAACCUUCUUGGGGAUUUUUAGAUCUGCGACAAGAGGUUGUGAAGCGGUUUAAUAUAGAUGAUGCAAGUAUGAUCAAUCUGAAGUAUUUGGAUGAUGACUCCGAGUGGGUGCUGUUAACAUGCGAUGAUGAUCUGCAGGAGUGCAAGGACAUUUACAAAUCAUCUCGUGUUCAUUCUAUCAAACUUUCAGUCCACCAUGUUGCACAUAUGGCAACCAGAAAUUCUUUGAGCAGCAGUGGGCCAUUGUGAAUGUUAUGAAACCUCUUGUUUCAUUAUCAUCACACUGCAGUCCACAACCGUAUGAACCCAUGAAUGUAUGUACAUCAGUACUGUAUGGAUCGUUGAACCUACACUGUCAAGCAAACAACACAAAUGUGAUGGUUGGUCAUGGCUGUUGCAGGUCAGGGAAUGAAGAUCGUGUUGUAUUGGGUAUCUAGACUCACAUAUGACCCCAUGAGGCCCACUAAUGAUAAUGUGAUCUGGACAUGGAAUUCUUUUGUUCAUGAGGACAUUAUUGUAUCACAACACCAACAGUUGGCUGACUGCAGAAAUGGAAUUGGGAAGGUGGUUGGUUUCUAAUGGAGCUUUGAGACAUCAAGUCCUUUGCAACCAUGGGUCACAGACACUUUUGAUGUUACUAACACUGCAAUGUAAUAUAAAUAUUGUGGAUAUAAUGGACAUGGCUUUCAAUCAAGUGUUGAAGCUUUUGGGAAGACGGGCACACUUUAUGGCUUUCAAUCAAGUGUUGAAACUCUUGGAGAUAUUGGUAAGAUGGCAUUCUUCAGACUGCUAUAACAGUAGAGUGCCUCUCAAUGUGAAUAUAAACAAGGCAUUAUUAUUUGAGGGAAAAAAGAAAACAA